Molecule: messenger RNA, 10196 nt
Organism: Hippocampus comes (tiger tail seahorse)
Lineage: Eukaryota; Metazoa; Chordata; Actinopteri; Syngnathiformes; Syngnathidae
Product: msx2-interacting protein
Exons: 14
Coding region: 211-9693 (3160 amino acids)
Molecular function (GO): RNA binding
Source: RefSeq, a predicted model, not a curated record
CUGUGCUCGCGCAGCUCGCACCCUGAAGCGCGCUCUCGUGCCUGACUCGAGGACGCAGCGGCUAAAGCUAAAAGAGCAGCGGGCGAGUAGGCCCGCGUCUGCUUGGCAUAAAUACGUCGUCGUUCAUUUUGUUCCGACGGACCCUUCGACCAGCUGGGAUUUCAAACGCGCCCGAUCAUAUGUGUGUGAAGGGGCAAAGGAUAGCGCAAGAUGGUUCGGGAAACCAGACACCUUUGGGUGGGAAAUUUGCCCGAACACGUUCGAGAGGAGAAAAUUGUGGAGCAUUUUAAACGGUAUGGACGUGUGGAGAGUGUUAAGGUCCUGCGGAAGCGAGGGUCAGAGGGCGGCGUUGCAGCCUUUGUGGAUUUUGUGGAUAUCAAAAGCGCUCAGAAGGCACACAAUGCCGUCAACAAGAUGGGGGACAGGGACCUUCGGACUGACUACAAUGAACCUGGGUCAGUCCCAAGUGCUGUUCGGGGCCUUGAUGACAGCUCCCCCUCGAGCAGUCGGGACGUUACAGGAUUCUCUAGGGGAACAGUUGGACCUGUCUUUGGCCCCCCUGUGUCCCUUCACACCAGAGAGGGGCGUUAUGAACGGAGAAUAGAUGGUAGCUCAGAAACCCGCGAACGUGCGUAUGACCACAGCCCAUAUGGACACCAUGAGCGAAGUGGCACUUUUGACAGACAGCGGCACUACAAUGCGGACUAUUACAGGGAGCGCUCUUUGUUUGCUGCUGCUGGUCCAGGGAGCAGUGCCAUCAGCGGAACCUUUGAGGCAUCAGACCCUCAUUUUGACUCUAGAAUUCGAGACCCCUUCUCUCUUGCGACUGCGACACGACGCGACCUCUACAGAGACGACAGAGGACGACGUGUUGAUAGAACGUACCAUCACCGUCGGAGUCGAUCGUCCCAUUCCUCACAGUCUCGACACCCUUCCCCCCAGCGGACAACUGGACAGACCUCCAAAACUGCUCAUUCCCCUAAACGAGCCCCUCUGUCCCCUGGAAGAGGCCCCCGAUCUCAAUCCCGCAGCAGAUCUUCAAGCUCUGAUUCCGUGAGCAGCACCAGCAGUACAGGCAGUGGCAGUGACUCCAACAGCAGCUCAAGUGAUGGAUCACGAGCGCGUUCUGUUCAGUCGUCAGCUGCUCACGCGCCACCUCAGUCAUCAAUGGUGCUUGACUCGGAUGAGCCACGUAGAAGCUUUGGGAUUAAAGUGCAAAAUCUCCCGGCACGAUCGACAGACACAAGUUUAAAAGACGGACUAUUCCAUGAGUUCAAGAAACAUGGCAAAGUGACCUCCGUGCAGAUCCAUGGAGCAUCAGAAGACCGCUAUGGUCUGGUGUUCUUUAGACAGCAAGAGGAUCAAGAGAAAGCCCUUAGCGUCCCUAAAGGAAAACUGUUCUUUGGCAUGCUGAUUGAAGUCACUGCAUGGAAUGGUCCUGAAACGGAGAGUGAGAAUGAGUUCAGGCCCCUGGAUGGUAGGAUAGAUGAAUUCCACCCAAAAGCCACCAGAACAUUAUUCAUUGGCAACCUUGAGAAGACGACCAGCCGUGAACAACUGUUUGAAAUUUUUCAACGCUUUGGAGAAAUUGUCGACAUUGACAUCAAGAAAAUAAAUGGAGUUCCCCAAUAUGCGUUUGUACAAUAUUCUGAUAUUGCAAGUGUCUGCAAGGCCAUUAAAAAGAUGGAUGGCGAGUAUCUUGGCAGUAACAGACUAAAGCUUGGUUUUGGGAAAAGUAUGCCCACAGCUUGUGUUUGGCUCGAUGGGCUAACAACCAAUAUCACAGAGCAAUACCUCACGCGCCAUUUUUGUCGUUACGGUCAUGUUGUCAAGGUUUUAUUUGACAGAAUGAAAGGGAUGGCCCUCAUCUUUUACAACAACACAGAUUUUGCUCAAACCGCUGUAAGAGAGACCAAAGGCUGGAAGAUUGGAGGCAACAAAAUUAAGGUGGACUUUGCAAGUCAAGAGAGUCAGUUGGCAUUCUUCAGAGCUAUGCAGACAUCUGGCCAAGACAUCAGAGAACUUUAUGAAAUUCCUCCUGAACGACGGGAGGAUCGCAGACCGCUCUACCAUGAAUUCACAGCAGAGAGAGCUUACUAUGAAACUAUACGAACGCCUGGCCUUUACCCGGAAGAUGCCCGGAGAGAGUACGCUGCUCGCAGUCGGGACCGUUUCCCUGAAUUGGAACAUUUUCAGGGAGAACAUUAUGACCCACGAUACCAUGAAGAUCCACGGGACUACAGGGAAUACAGAGAUCCCUUUGAGCAAGACAUUAGGAAAUACACAUAUAUUCAAAGAGAGCGGGAACGUUUUGAAGCUGACCGAAACAGAUGGAGUCCUUCUCACCAUCGGCGGCCUGUUACCCCAGCAGUGUCGCCAUCACCCUCUGAGCGGGCUCCCAGGGAAUCAGAGCGGCGAGUUUAUAGCCAGUCCUCUGAGAGAAGUGGGAGUGUCAGCUCACUCUCACCCCCACACUUCGAAAAAUCUGAAAAGACUUUGCUUGAACAUGCCUCAAAGAGUGACAAGAGCGAAAAGAGCAGUCAACCUGAUCGAGUGGUGGGCUCCGAAAAGACCAAGCGGCCCAAACGAAAAGAGAGAGGUGAAAAAGCAGAAAGAGUCAAAUCCAGGAAAGUAAAGGGGCAAUCUCCAUCCAAUACACUACCAGACACAGAGCUCGAUGCUGCUCUUGAGGUAGGCCCUGGACGAGGAAAGGGAGCUGAACCAGAUGCCCAAGAUAGGCAGAAAUAUAAGGGCGAUAAUGACUCUAUUACGGGAAGUCAAUUCUCAGCUGCCCACCACGAGUCGGUGAAAAGCGAAAGAUCUGAAACGGUUAAAGGGGAUAAUUCUGAUAUGGAUGGAAAAAAUCGACUCAAGAAACAUAUUAAAACUGAGAUUGGAAAUGAUGGGAAAGACUCAUCGAUGGAUUCAGAUCGCCUUGCAGCAAGAAAAAGGCGCUUUGCUGAGUCAGGUGGAAGGACUAUUCACCAAAAGCGAAGCAGGCUUGAUGAAGAAGAUUCUAAUCAAUCGCAAGAAGCGAGUGUGAUAGCACCAUAUGGGAAAGAGAUAGACUCUGAUAAACACAAAGAUGCUCUACGGAGAGAUUCUAGAUUUAAAAGUGGAAUCCCAAAGGAUGUUCAAGAGGACAUAAAAGUACUCAGAGAGAAAUCUGAGGGAUCGUUGGACCGUUCUGAGUCAAAGCGACUUCCAGCCCACACGACAUCCCGAAGACUUUCACUUGAGGGUAAUUCAGACCAAGGCUCUUUGAGAGAACAGGAACACAGUGCCAUUUUCAAAAGUAGUGGUCAGGUGCCUGAAAUUUCCAAAAGCAUCAAGAUUAAGGAGGAGCCAGUAGACAUUGACCUGUCUCAGAGUUACCGCAAGCAAAUGGAGCAAAAUAGACGGUUGCAUCAGCAGCAACAUCGAGAGUCUGACAAACCUGGAAAACCGGACAAACCAGGAAGUCCGCACGAAAGUGAAAGUGAUGACUUGGAACACCGCAGUCUCGUGCAUGAAGUUGGCAAACCACCUGAGGAUGUCACCGAUAAUUUCCCCUCUCACAAACAAAAGAAACUCGACCUGUUUGACACUGAAGGAAUUAAGAGAGAGCGUGUCUAUAGGAGCUUCAGGCAAAAAAGUGAAGAUCCUGACUGGAACAACACUUCCUCUCCAGGACACCAGUUUUCCCACCAUACAGAGGAGGACUUUGAUCAUUUGCAGAAAGAACUUGCCAAAAAUGAAAAAAUGAACCCCGAUUUGGAGCUGCUUGUCAAAAGCACACACAAUACACAAGUAAACAAAUCCAACACUCUGAAUCCAGAAGAGGAGCAACAAAAGCGAUGGGAGAGUAGAGUAAAACGAAACAUGUUACCUGAACUAAAGUUUUCUAGGACUCUCAACAAAAAUAUUCAUAACCGCAAACGUUUGGAAUAUGGGGUUUGGCAUGAUAUCGAGCCAGGGGAGGUAAGAUCAGACUCCGAAGAGGAUCGAGAAGCCAAACCCUGUUCUCCUGUGGCAUCUACUUCAAAGUCUUUUUCAGAGAGGCCGAGGGGGGAGAGAUUUUCAGACCCCAAAAUGGCACAUCUUGAAAGAAAUAAAUUCUACUCUUUUGCACUUGACCAGACAAUCACACCAGAUACAAAGGCUUUGCUUGAGCGGGCAAAAUCCCUCUCAUCUUCCAGAGAUGAUAACUGGUCCUUCUUGGAUUAUGAUACUCACUUUGCAAGUUUCCGCAACCGGAAGGAUACCGAGAAGAUAGAAUCAACACCACGGCCUACACCAUCGUGGUACAUGAAAAAGAAAAAGAUUCGAAGUGGAUCUGAAGAUAAACUUGAUGAUCGAAAAGAGGAGCCAAAGCCAGAAGAGCAAGAACGAAGGGAGUUGUUUGCCUCCCGCUUCCUUCACAGCCCUAUUUUUGAGUUGGACACCCGACGGCUUCAGCAUCUGGAGCGAAAAUAUGAAGAAGCUGAGCAAACGCAAAAUCAGCAAAGUAAUCAGCAUGGAACUACAGAUGGUGAACUCGACUCGGGUCCAGUGGUGCUUUUCCAUAGUCGUUUUUUGGAACUUACAAGAUUGGAACAACAAAAGAAUAAAACCCAAUCACAAGAAAUGAUAGCAGAGAUAAACGUUGAAAAAACAUCAACGGAAGAGCCACAGAUGUUGCAAUCACCUGAAACGAAAGACUCUAUCAGUGAGCCAGAAAUAAAGCCCAUCAGUCCUGCUGAGGAGUUGGUUUCUGAACCCAGAGAAACACCCCCUAUCCCACAUACGGAGCUAAAAGACCUUCCUCCUAUAGAACAGACGUCUCCAUUACCCACUGAGCCAUCUCCCCCUGUGGUUUUCAUAAAACAGGAAAAAGAAAUUGAACAUCUGCCAGUGCAUUAUCCACCAACCGAGCCUACCGCUGAGUCAGAAGCUCCAUGUGUCAAACAAGAAGCCAGUUAUUUAGAGGCUCCUUUUAAACUAUCUCCACCUGAAAUUAAACUGGAUGAUGUUACCGAUGCCAAACCUGGUGUAGAAGAGCCGAGCAGCUGCAAUUUGCAUGAGUCUGGGAGUAGUUCAGAACCAGAGGUUGUUUCUUUGUCAACGCAGACUGAAGUCUCCCAAGCCACAAGAUUCACACUACCUUCUCACGAAGAGUGUCUAGUGAAGAAAGAGACGUACUGCGCAGUUUCAGAGCCCGAAGAAGAAAAACAGCUUAAAGUCAGUAAAGAGCCCAGCGCUGACACUAACACAGGGGGAAACUCUGCCCAUAAGGAACAUAAAACAAAAGAACUGAAAGCUAAGAAGAGUAAACCAUCCCCAGCUGAAGUUGCCUUAACUCUUGUGCCUACGUCAGCUCCUGAAAAACAAGCCACGCGAAAGAGUGAACGCAUUGACAAAGAGAAACUGAAACGUGGGUCCUCUCCAAGGGCGGAAUUUAAGUCUACCGGCAAAUCUCCCCUUCAUGGCUCGGAUGCUGAUGUCUCAGAACAGAGCAUAUCAUCAGGCAGAGCAAGACGUAGGAAUGUGAAGUCUGUUUAUGCGACCCCAGUUGAAGAAGAAACCCCGGGUCGCACUGCAAAGGAUAUUCAAGAGUCCCCACGUUCUGCAAGAAAACGUGGCACAGAUAAGGAUCCUACACAGCAGCAAAACAAUGAGCAGGAUUUACCGGUUCCCGCUCCCACUCCUCCAGUGAAACGGGGCCGCCCUCCCAAGAAUCGUAGGCAGGGCGAAGAUGCAGCUAAAAUGGACAAAAAAAUGGAAAACAAAGAUGGAGAUCCAAAUGAAUCUGAGAGUUCUGAAAGAAACCCAAGAAAUUUGAAGGGAAAAUUCUCCCCGAGUGCCACAAAAGGUUCAACGGGUCAGUUGUCGACAGCACAACUAAGUGGAUCCACAAAGAAGGGAGAAAAAUCAGAGCUGACCGAGGGAAAUGAUCAGGAAAUGGAUUGCACUGAUGAGAGUACCUUGGCUUUGCCAGACUCCUCUAAAGAACCCCAAUCACCUCAAGUUGACCAAAAGAAAGGAGAAAAAAGAGAAAUGGUCAAAGACAACCAGGCUCUGAAUGAAAAGAUUUGUGAAGGUAAAUCAAACAGCAAAGAGGAUUAUCCCCCUGUGUUGGAAGAAAAAAGCACCACAGAAAAAGAUAAGCCUGUGAAAGGAAAAAACAAGUCGCCAAGGACCCCGAAGUCUCCGGUUCUGAAGAACCUCAAGAUCAGGUUAAAUGUCAAAGAGGUGAAAGAUCAUGUUUCAAAGUGCACCAGCAAAGGGGUUAACAAUGACGACUGUGAAACGUCAUCUUUGGAAAAAAAGGAGCAUCUGGAAACAUCAAAAAGUUUAAGUUCACAUGAGAUGGAAUUGGAACAGGCCGUGGAGAACAUUGCCAAACUCACAGAUCCGUCUUUUCCAAGUGAACCUCAAACGUCAACUGGCCCAAUCACAGACUUGAAAAGUUUCUCAGAUGAAGAAAAACCUAAUCCAGCUAGUGAAACAGAACUCAUUGCCGCCAUCGACUCCAUUACUGAUGAGGAUUUAGCCGUCUCUUUAUCCCAAGCACCAUCUCUAAGUGUCGACAUAAGUUCAGAAACAGAGAUUCAAGACUCGGUUCAGCCCGCCAAGGAACCGGAAUCGGAAUCGAGUUCUGUUAAGACGCAACAGGAGCCUCCCCCACCAGCCACACCCAAAAAGGGCCAGAAGGGAAGACCUAAAUCUAUCAAGCGUACUAAAAGCCAAAAGCAAGCACGGAAAGAUUCAAAAGAACCUCCCCUAAGUGAAGAGGCAUCAACUCUUUCAGUUCAGAACACCGCUUCCACUGUAAAGGUUGUCCCAGAAAUUGCUCCAUCAGCAGCUACUGCUGCUGUUAUCACCCCCACCACAUGGAAGCCAGAGCAAGAGCCUCCAGCUGUCAAGGCACCUGAGGUGAAAGAGUCAGAAUCGCCUACCGAAGAGCAGAUUCCACAUAUCAAAACUGUUUACCCCCAGUCUAAAAGUCCAGUGGGUCCAAAGCCACAUUCACCCUCCCUGUCACCACUAGCAUGCAGACCGAAUAUUAAACCGCUUCAGAACAGUAGAGCGCCUGUCUCGCCACCAGAUUGGAUCCGCCACUCUGUAAGUACAGUGGUUACUUCUGCACCGGCCUUGCCAUUAGCGCCCAAGGAUAAACAACCUUCACCUGACUCUGAAAGUAUGGAUAUUGAUCGUGGCUCAAGCGAUCUGAGGCAGAUUCUUUUGAAACACAAAACCAUUUCUCUGCCGGGGAGCAGUUAUGUACCUACUAAUCUACCUGCAGUCCAAGAUCAGAUCCACACUGAGCACAAUACUACUUUAACACUUGUGCCAAAUAAAUCGCCGCUACCCGAAUGCCGGAUGUCAUCUCAGUCUGUUCGAACACCCGCCACACAACCUUCUCCCGAGACCAAGUCUGUGAUUUCUGUCAUUGCGUCCACUGCAUUGCACUCCUCCGUUAUUAGUCGUGUUUGCAUUCCUCCUGAACCUGAAGACAAAAUGAACCUCAACAUUGGUAACCAGGCUGCGGACAUGGCUCUACCGAAACACAACUACAGGCCCAGCAAAGAUGAUACUGGACCCUACCACGGACCCACGAUUGGUGAUGACGGGGGAACUGCGACACGCUUUAUUGUUGAAAGUUCCACUCUCAGUACAGGAUCUUGCCCGGGUCUCAGGGUCAACACAUCCGAAGGAGUAGUGGUACUCAGCCACUCGGGACAAAAAACGGAGGGACCCCAACGGAUAAGUGCAAAAAUAAGUCAAAUUCCCCAAGCAACAGCAGGUGACAUGGAAUCUCAGCAGCUGGUAUCCAUGCCGCAAAUCAAACCGGAAAUAUACAGUCAUCCACAGUCAGGCCUUUCGAAAGGGUCUUUCCAGACAGAUCAUGGCCACUCUGGUAAGACUCAGUCGAGUUUUUCUUCGAAUAAACAAGAAGGCACGGGUUUGGAGAAAAUGGAGCCUGCCUAUCACUCGGGUCCUCAAGGAGUGGUGAAGCGUCUUGCGCAGGGAGUUGGCAAUCAGAGUUUGAGCUCGAUGUACCACCAGGAGUACCUGCCUACCAAACAUCAAAAGAAAAUCGACAGUGGAGAUUCACAUAGUUCAGAUGGUUCGAAGGCGCAAUGGGCCUCUGCCAUAAGUCCUGCCAUCAGUCCACAUUUGCCGUCUCCCCCUGGAAAUCACGUGGGUUUUGUCACGGCCGGCGGUGAGAGAACUCCUUCGCAUCUCAGCGGCAACAAGCAGGAACCGCGAUCCCCACGCAAGUCAAGUCAUCCCCAUUCUCCAUUUACCAAAGUGUCCUCGCCCAUUGGGUCUUCCUCACCUAAGGGCAUACCAGUGAUGUUACCCACCGGGCUUCCCGCCAUGCAACAGUUUAUCACGGGCGUGCAUCAUCCGGAGCAGUCCGUUAUCAUGCCGCCUCAUAGUGUGCCUGGCGGUUUGGGACGAAUGUCACCUCAUCCCGCCACCCAGUCGAUCCCGGUGGGACAUCUCGUCCAGGGGGAUGCUCGGGUCAAUACUCCUCCACUCUCCGUGAUGAGUUACGGGAUGCAUAGCGAGUCUCUUACGUCUCCCUGGCCCGGUUCCAUGCAGCAACAACCGACUUCACCCCAAACUGUCGGCAGGGACAAAGUCCUCAAGGUGAACCCGAGUGCUUUGAGGAGUCACGACGUCGAUCAAGACGAUUCGAGACGCUUCCACCAGCAAGGACGGCAACCUGCCGCACAGUUGAAACCGGAGACGAUGCAGUCAGAUCCUCGUGGGGGGUUCCGAAGCGGCGUGCCAAUCGACGCGUUUAGGACGCAGAGAGACAUGCGUGCACUCCUCCACCAACAAGGCGAGCGUUCGUCCACAGACGCUCAUUCAGGGCACCUUCAAGAGACUCACCCCCCCGCCUCUGCACCUUCCACUUUACCGAUGUCUUUGUCUCCCAGGGCGCAUAUUCUGCCUAAAGGUGUUUCUGAGAAGGAUGUCGCAAAGCCAUUGGAGGCUAAAAGGCCCCACUCCCCUCUUUCUAAAGAUGGACUAAUGGGAAUCCGGCAGCCAGGACCUACAAUAUCAUCUCCCCAGAGAGCUCCGCUCAUGCCACCAGGACUAAGUGGCGCCUUCCCAGAGUACACUCAGAUGUACUCGAACCCAAGAGGCGUCCAUUCCCAGAUGGCUGACACAACACAUGUUGUUCCUGAUGGGAAGAUUUCACAGCCUGUUAAUAUGGUGCAGUUGCUCACAAAAUACCCGAUUGUUUGGCAAGGGCUACUUGCGCUAAAAAACGACACAGCAGCAGUCCAGUUGCAUUUUGUGUGCGGCAACAAAGGUUUGGCUCAUCGAUCACUGCCCCUCCAAGAAGGUGGCGCCUUCCUCAGAAUUGUCCAGAGGAUGAGACUUGAGGCCUCUCAGCUGGAGAGCGUCGCCAGACGAAUGACAGGGGAGUGUGACUUCUGUCUUCUGCUUGCUUUGCCUUGUGGGCGAGAUCAAGAUGAUGUUCUGAACCAGACGCAAGCUCUUAAGUCCGCCUUUAUAAACUACUUGCAGACAAAGUUGGCGGCUGGCAUUAUUAACAUCCCAAAUCCAGGUUCCAAUCAGCCUGCCUACGUGCUACAGAUUUUCCCACCAUGUGAAUUUUCAGAGAGCCACUUAUCUCAGCUGGCGCCCGACCUUCUCAAUGGGAUUUCCAGUAUCUCUCCUCACCUCAUGAUUGUCAUCACCUCUGUGUGACCUUCACUGCGAGGGACUCUGCCUCAUGGAUAGAUCAAAGAACCACAGAUGAGCCUCAGGAAACCAGAGGAAUGCGAGACUUUUUUUCUUUUUCUCGUCAGUCUUUUAACCUCCCAACCUUGUGUCAUCCCAUGUCUGGUCUUUUUGUCCUUCUCAAAAGAACUCAGGGAUGGACCAAACCAGAAUCACGUCUCUCUUCUCUUUUUUUUGAGCAUUUCUGCUGUAUUUCUAUUUAUUGGAGUUUGACUUUUCUGUGAAGAAAAAAAUUAGAAUGCUUGAGGAACAAGAAUGAUUGACUGAGCUUUUUAUUGAUUUUCUGCCCCCACAAGAGGAUCAUGGAUGUCAAAACAAGACAUUUCAUUGUGUAAUUUUAAAUAUGUACAGACUGCCUCUACUGUGCUUUUCUUUAAGGGGAGGACUAAUAAAACAGAGACCCUGCAGAGGACCACAGAUUUUAAUUCCACCAGCUUGGUUUACCCCCGCCGCCCCCACCCUCACCCCAC